AUGAUUGUUGCAGGCAACAACCAACCUAAGAAGUCCUAUCUUUUCAGUCCGAAGCGGGAUCCGGCGGCGAAUCUCCCCCAUAAAAAGGGCGAACCAGUCGCCAGAACCUCGCGUUCACGCCGAGGAUUGUGUAGGAGCGCCAAUGACUGUAUGAGCAUGGGUUCUACUCUUUCAACUACCCAGAGUCAGCAGCGCCCUAAGUCUUUGCUGGAGCAACAGGUGGAAGAUCUAGAAAAGGAAGUUGUAAAGCAGAAGGAGCUGAGGAUAAUGUACAGAAAGAGAAUGGAAAGAACACAUGACUACUUAAAAUACUGUCUUCAAGUAGCCCAAGAUCAUGGGUUUUUGGACCUCAUACUUCACAAGAAUAUUAAAAAUGAUCCUAACCCACAAGAAUCUCCUGUAGUUUCUUCUCCUUUUCUCACCGCUAAUGCGAGUCCCCAAUUCUAUUCUCCCAUUCCAAUUGAUCACAAAAAUUCCGACCUCUCUGCCCUUAUUUGUCAAGCCAAGAUGAACGGAUGGUAUAUUGAUCAUUGUGAGAUUGAAGUGCAAGAAAAAAUAGGGCAAGGAAGCACAGCAGAAAUAUACAAAGCCGUUUGGCGAGGGCUUGACGUUGCAGUAAAAUGCAUAAACCCAGAUUUUUUCCUCUCCAACGAAAGCGGUGUCGCCUUUUUCGCUCAAGAACUCGAAACUCUAUCGAAACAGCGCCACAGAUUCGUACUGCAGCUUAUGGGCGCAUGCCUUGAUCCUCCGAGUCAUGCUUGGAUUGUGACAGAGUAUUUAGGGUUAACACUUAAAGAAUGGCUUCAUGGAUCGAAUAAAGGUAGGCGAAAAGAGAGAUUGAGUCCACUGCCUCCGUUUAAAGAGAGGAUUGGGAGAGCUUUAGAGAUUGCUCAAGCAAUGCAGUAUCUUCAUGAGCAAAAACCUAAAGUGAUUCAUCGGGAUCUUAAACCUAGUAAUAUAUUUUUGGACGAUGCUUUUCAUGUUAGGGUUGCUGAUUUUGGUCAUGCGAGAUUUCUUGGCGAUGAAGAAAUGGCACUCACCGGUGAAACUGGAACAUAUGUUUAUAUGGCGCCUGAAGUGAUUCGAUGCGAGCCAUAUAAUGAAAAGUGCGAUGUUUACAGCUUCAGUAUUAUACUUAACGAGAUUAUAACCGGCAAUCAUCCCUACAUAGAAACAGAUUUUGGUCCCACCAAGAUUGGUCUGGAAGUUGCAGAAGGGAAGCUGAGGCCCAUGCUUCCAGCUGCAGAGGAUCAAAAAGGCCCACUCAUCAACCUAAUUUGUGCAUCAUGGGAUCAAGAUCCUUCUGUUAGACCAUCCUUUGGUACCAUCACUUCUGUCCUAAAAACAAUUCAGCUAAGAAUCAUAGACCACAGUUGCUCAUGUUUACCUAAUUAAUACUUUUAAUUAAUUUAUGAUAUGGUCAAUUAU
Molecule: messenger RNA, 1428 nt
Organism: Mercurialis annua (annual mercury)
Lineage: Eukaryota; Viridiplantae; Streptophyta; Magnoliopsida; Malpighiales; Euphorbiaceae
Product: serine/threonine-protein kinase STY8-like
Exons: 5
Coding region: 1-1395 (464 amino acids)
Biological process (GO): protein phosphorylation
Molecular function (GO): ATP binding; protein kinase activity
Source: RefSeq, a predicted model, not a curated record